AUCCACCCAUUUCCACAUAACACAAUCUUGUGUUUUUAGCUCUGUUGUUCAAAAUAGAAACACACAAUAAUAAUUUCAAUAUAUAAGAAUGGAGAGCACACUGUUAUUGUCUGCAAGAUGUCUUUCCAUCCAAAGUAGCAAUGUGAGGAAAUUUCAGAGCUCCUUUUGUGGCAAUUUGUUUCCUGAGUGUUGGUUUACUAAAAGAAAUAAUAAUGCUGCUGCUUAUACUUGCACCAGAAGUAGCAAUACAAUCACUUCAUUGUUUUCAAUUGGUAAGAAGAAGGCCAAAGUAAUCAAGAGAGAAACUGUUGUCCCAGAUCCAGAUUACCGAAUACCGAUUGUUUUUCUUGGUGUAGCUGGUGGUUUAGUCUAUGGAGAUAAUCUAAUAGCAGCUGCUCCUGUCGGUCUUCUUGGUUUACUUCUACUUUUUCAGACAACUAGAGUGAGGUUUGUCUUUGACGAUGAAGCUCUGGAAGUGAAAGUGGGAAAAGAGCUUGACGAUUCAGGCGAAAAUGUGUUUGUUGGUGGCAAAAAUCGUUGGAAGUACUCAUCAUUCGUAAACUGGGAGCUCUGGUGGCCAAGUUUCCCGAUACUGGUCUACUUCAAAGAAUCACAAACAAAACCUGAAGGACAAGUCCAUUUUUUCCCAGUGAUUUUUAAUGGGAAACAAUUGUAUGAUGUUAUGGUGGAACGAGCUGGCCCUUCAAAGACUAGUGGCCCAAAGUAGUAGCAGCGAUUUAGAUGUGGAAACUCAAUGGUACGAGAACACAUAGCGUAAAUUCUAGCUGUUCCGGGUUCCAGGCUUUGUUAUGAUGUUUACUGCCUAUAUUUAAAGAAACACAUAGUUAUAUGUGUAAGAUUGGAUUCCCGAUUAACAUCAAAAAUCAAAAUGACACAUCAAUAAAAAUAAGACUAGUGUUGA
Messenger RNA from Erigeron canadensis, 922 nucleotides. RefSeq lists its product as uncharacterized. NCBI's taxonomy places the organism in Eukaryota, Viridiplantae, Streptophyta, Magnoliopsida, Asterales, Asteraceae. The transcript is spliced from 8 exons. The coding region runs from base 89 to 727 and encodes 212 amino acids. The record is from RefSeq and is a predicted model, not a curated record.